This is a messenger RNA of Momordica charantia (bitter melon), 1065 nucleotides long. Its product is annotated as lachrymatory-factor synthase. NCBI's taxonomy places the organism in Eukaryota, Viridiplantae, Streptophyta, Magnoliopsida, Cucurbitales, Cucurbitaceae. The record is from RefSeq and is a predicted model, not a curated record.
UUAUCUCCCUAAGUUGUAAAUACCCAUCACAUCUAGAAUAAGAUAAAUGAUCAUCACAGCCAGAAAUAAUGGAGCAUGGUGAUAUUUUUGCUGCCAUAUCCCUCAGGGAAUGUAAACUUGAUAGAAUAACACUUUCUUUUUUUGGCUCUUUCUGCAAGUACAACAGUAUUGUGAAUCUCAAAGAAGGUAACCUUGGAGUUAUCUCCUACAAAGCUCCAGCCUUUCUCAUUAUGUAACAUGUCAAACUUUAGCUUUAUUCUUCCUAAGAUUCAUACAAGAAAUUUUACUAUCUCUAACAUGUUUCUUUAUGAUUGGUUUAUUAUCUGAGAUAAUUUGGAGUACAGGCAUUGGCAUGAGCAUGUAUUUGUUGCAGGCAUCUCAUGGAAAGAAUGGGAAGUGGCAAGGAUCAGUAGGAGGUUUAGUUGAUGCUCCCAUGGUCAAAGUAUGGCCAUUGGUCACUCAAUCCAAAAGGCUACCGGAGUGGAUGCCAAUGGUCGAGAGGUGCACCGACAUAGCUGGAAACGAAGGCCUCCCAGGCUACGUUCGGGUCGUGUCGGGCUUCAUGUUCCCACAGAAAGAUGGAGAAAGGUCAUGGAUCAAAGAGAGGCUGCUCUCCAUGGACUCAUCAGCUCAUUGUUACAGUUACAAAAUGGAAGCAAGCAAUGUGGGAUUAGAUGGGUCAAUCAACAGUUUAAAGCUUGUGGAUUAUGGAGAUGAUUCAACAUUGAUUGAAUGGAAGUUUGAGAUAUAUCCUUUGGAAGGUGUUUGUGAAGAGAGCAUUAUUGACUAUCUGGGAUUUCUUUACAAAUCUUGCAUCAACAGAAUUGAAGCUGCAAUUGAAUUUGCAGCAGAGCAGCAUCUAACAGGGUUUGAGUAGGAAACAGCUCUUUUCUGUUUGUUCUUUGAGAGAGGCUGUAUUUUCUGUUUGUUUCUCUGGAAAAUAUAAAUCAACUUUGAUUUGUUAUGAAUGGACUUCAAAAACAAUGGUUGCGUUGGUAUUUAGCCAUGGUUGAUGUUAAUUAUUGGCCACGAGGAAUUUCCUCCAAUAAAAUAUAGAUUUUUUUA